Molecule: messenger RNA, 710 nt
Organism: Ochotona curzoniae (black-lipped pika)
Lineage: Eukaryota; Metazoa; Chordata; Mammalia; Lagomorpha; Ochotonidae
Gene: YPEL1
Product: yippee like 1
Exons: 5
Coding region: 297-656 (119 amino acids)
Source: RefSeq, a predicted model, not a curated record
UCGCCGGCGCCGCCUGAGAGCCGCGCCCGGGGCCGGAUGGGCGCUGCGGGCCGGGCUGCCGACCGCCGAGCGGCCGUGACCCCAAAGUGCGCGCUGGGCUCUGUCCUGUGGCAGUCACAGCUGUGUGUGGUCUGUCGCCAGGGAGUGGCAUUCUCGUCUGGUCUCUGCGGUGUGGACGGCUCCACGCGCCUUCCCGGACGACGGCUCUCGCGUGCAUCCUCCAGUGUUUGUUUUGCCAGAAACCCCAGCAGAGCCACAGCUCGUCCAGCGCCGGCCCUGAGCUGAGCGCGGCAGAGAUGGUGAAAAUGACCAAAUCCAAAACAUUCCAGGCCUACCUGCCCACCUGCCACCGCACCUACAGCUGCAUCCACUGCAGGGCCCACCUGGCCAACCACGACGAGCUCAUCUCCAAGUCCUUCCAGGGCAGCCAGGGACGUGCCUACCUCUUCAACUCCGUGGUGAACGUGGGCUGCGGCCCUGCCGAGGAGAGGGUCCUGUUGACGGGGCUGCACGCCGUGGCCGACAUCUACUGCGAGAACUGCAAGACCACGCUGGGCUGGAAAUACGAGCACGCCUUCGAGAGCAGCCAGAAGUACAAGGAAGGCAAGUUCAUCAUCGAGCUGGCUCACAUGAUCAAAGACAACGGGUGGGAGUGAGGGGCCCGUGUCCCUUGUGCUUUUUUGUGAACAAGAUCGUGAAUGUAAUGGAAA